This is a messenger RNA of Manis pentadactyla (Chinese pangolin), 1570 nucleotides long. RefSeq names its product ribosomal RNA processing 9, U3 small nucleolar RNA binding protein (gene RRP9). Gene Ontology annotation, molecular function: snoRNA binding; protein binding. NCBI's taxonomy places the organism in Eukaryota, Metazoa, Chordata, Mammalia, Pholidota, Manidae. The transcript is spliced from 15 exons. Gene Ontology annotation, cellular component: small-subunit processome. The record is from RefSeq and is a predicted model, not a curated record. The coding region runs from base 82 to 1497 and encodes 471 amino acids.
GGGCUCGAGGCCUGGCUGGGCCGCCGGGCCUUAGCCACCACGUGAGUUCCCCAGGCGUUCGCUGAGCGUGCGGUGGGCAGCAUGUCCUCCGCAGCGGCGGCUCGGAAGCGGGGAAAGCCGACUUCGGGGGCUGGGGCCGGCAAGCGGCGGCGAAAAGCCGACUCUGCCGGGGACAGGGGCAAGGCCAAGAGUGGCGGCAAGAUGAAUGAAGAGAUCCCCAGCGACUCUGAGAGUGAGAGCGUGGCUCCCAGGAGGACUGAGGAGGAGGAGGAGGAGGAGCUGGAGGAGACGGCGCAGGAGAAGAAGCUGCGCCUGGCCAAGCUCUACCUUGAGCAGCUCCGGCAUCAGGAGGAGGAGAAGGCUGAGGCUCGGGAAUUUGAAGAGGACCAGGUGGCAGGGCGCCUGAAGGAGGAUGUGCUCGAGCAGCGGGGCAGGCUGCAGAAGUCGGUGGCAAAGGAGGUCCAGGCCCCAGCCCCGGCCGACAUUCGAGUCUUACGGGGCCACCAGCUCUCUAUCACGUGCUUGGUCAUCACCCCCGACGACCUGGCCAUCUUUUCUGCCGCCAAAGACUGCACCAUCAUUAAGUGGAGCGUGGAGAGUGGACGGAAGCUUCAUGUAAUCCCACGAGCCAAGAAGGGCCCCGAGGGGCAGUCCCCUGGCCACAGCAGCCACGUCCUUUGCAUGGCUGUCUCCUCCGACGGCAAGUACCUUGCCUCAGGCGACCGCAGUAAGCUGAUUCUCAUUUGGGAGGCCCAGAGCUGCCGGCACCUCUACACCUUCACGGGACACCGGGACGCCGUGUCGGGGCUGGCCUUCCGCAGGGGCACCCACCAGCUGUACAGCACGUCCCAUGACCGCUCCGUGAAGGUGUGGAAUGUGGCCGAGAACGCCUACGUGGAGACACUCUUUGGGCACCAGGAUGCCGUGGCUGCGCUGGACGCCCUGAGCAGGGAGUGCUGUGUGACGGCCGGCGGCCGGGACGGGACAGUGCGUGUGUGGAAGAUCCCUGAGGAGUCCCAGCUUGUUUUCUACGGCCACCAGGGCUCCAUCGACAGCAUCCAGCUGGUCAACGAGGAGCACAUGGUGUCCGGCGCAGACGAUGGCUCCGUGGCCUUGUGGGGCCUCUCCAAGAAGCGGCCACUUGCCCUGCGGCGUGAGGUGCACGGGCUGCGGGGGGAGCCGGGCCUGGAGCAGCCCUUCUGGGUGACAUCAGUGGCAGCCCUGCUCAACACGGACCUUGUGGCUACAGGCUCCCACAGCUCCUGCCUGCGGCUCUGGCAGUGUGGGGAGGGCUUCCGGCAGCUUGACCUUCUCUGCGACAUCCCCCUGGUGGGCUUUAUCAACAGCCUCAAGUUCUCCAGCUCUGGGAACUUCCUGGUGGCUGGGGUGGGACAGGAGCACAGGCUUGGCCGGUGGUGGCGGAUCAAAGAAGCUCGGAACUCGGUCUGCGUCAUCCCACUCCGCAGGGCCCCCAGGCCCCCCACUGCCGGCCCCUGAUACUCCCACCCCCUUUAUUUAAGUCUUCCCGGGCCAGGUCCCCUCUCUUUGUAUUAAAAUCUUCCUCUUUUGG